Molecule: messenger RNA, 398 nt
Organism: Zychaea mexicana
Lineage: Eukaryota; Fungi; Mucoromycota; Mucoromycetes; Mucorales; Lichtheimiaceae
Exons: 1
Coding region: 145-354 (69 amino acids)
Source: RefSeq, a predicted model, not a curated record
AAAUUGACGAAGUAACCGGAAAAGAUGCUUUGUGCAUGACGCAAGAUGCGUGGCAGAUGGUAGUACAAGAAGCUGCAGGCGAUCAUUUAAGCUCUUACUGUUCUACGUUCUGUGACUUGGGAAAAUGCAUUUUAAAGGCCUCGGAUGCCACGAUGCAUGGUAUCCGUUUUUCCUCCUUCCGUUUAUUUCUUAUUUUUAUCAGCAUGUCCGACGGAUAUUAUCACCAAUCUGGAUACCCUCCUCCACCACCGGCAGAUGGCCCACCUCCUGGCUAUCCUCCACCGCAAUACGGCGGCCAUGGGGUACAUUGUCCUACUUUUGAACAACAUGCAAAUAGAUACAAAAAAAAAAUAAGCUACACGUCAUAGAGCUGACGCAGGAACACAAAUUACAUUUUG